UUGACCAGAUAAUUAACUCCACUGAUAAUCAUUAUUCUAUAUAUCUCUUCCGCUUGAAGAAACACAGAAGGAAAUGAAGCCAGCGGGGAACAGAAAUCCGCAAAGGAAUAAAUAUAUUGUGACGGUUUCAAAAUCGUCCAGUCCAGAUAGGCGUUUGCUCAAAGCAAUUCUGGUUGCUAUUACUCUAGUAGUGGUGGGAGUCCUUCUUGGUACGUUGAUUCCCAUUUAUAUGAAAGCCAAAGGGAAAAAUAAAAGCUCCAACGAAAAUAUACAAGAGCAACCGAACGCUAAAAAAUUAGACAGCAGAACUAUAUCCGAAGUUGUUGUUGGUUCAACAACUCGAACGACUAUUUUCCAAGAGUCCAUUUUCAACACUUUGGCAUCGAAACAAGAAGGCUUCAUUUCACCGAGUAUCGAAGGUUCUACUUCGGUUCACGAAGUGGCGUCACAGGGUCGACCUUCCAUGGCCAGUGAUGCUACAGCAAAGAAGAAAUCAGCUGCCACCUCAUCCCUGAUAUCGUCGAAGACAGUGCCUUCACCAAAAGCUACUUCGGCUGUCUCUGAGCAACUUCAGACAUACUCACUAUCAAGCAUUGUGUCAUUAAGCACAAAUAUAAAGAGAACGAUUGUUUCUCCAAUUAUAUCAUCGAUGAGCAAAGUACGCCCAAUGAGCAGUGUGGCUGGCUUGACAGUUAUCGCAAAUCUUUUGCCCAACAAAGAAUCUAAGUGGUCUCGAUGGAGCUCGUGGAGUGAUUGCACCAAAACAUGUGGUACUGGUUCACGAUAUCGAAACAGAACAUGUGUGGCCCUUAAUAAGGGGGCAGUCUUUGCUCCCAUCUCCUGUGCUGGAAAAUCCUCGCAGACUUGGUCAUGUGCAGAAUGGAACUGCCCAGACUGUUCAAGAAACUGCACAACUGGAACACUGAAUGCAGCCUGUGAUGCAUGUACAUGUGAUCAUCACGUGCUUACUGGUCGGGUUUUGACGAUAGACAACGCACCAUUGUCUGAGGCAAACAUAUCAUUGGCAGAGACACCGUAUAAUAUUCUUGCAAAGACGAACACCAGUGGACACUUCAUGACUCUGGGUGUCUGCGCGGAUAAGCAAGAGCUGUUACUUGAAAAACAUGGGUUUGUCCCUGUGACGAAAAGAGCCAAUGUCCUUACUCCCACGAUAGCUUCUGUUAUCGUGAAAUUAGAGUUUGCAGUUCCACCAUCUGUCACAGUUCAUCCUAAGAGUAAAAUGCGCAUAGCUGGUCAAAGUGUUACAUUUUGUUGUGAUGGGGAAGGAAACCCUCCACCGGAAAUAGAAUGGUUUAAAGAGAACAACGUCAUCGACAAAGACUUGUACAAUUACAACAACACUCUUGAAAUAAGUGACGUCACUGGUUUAAAUGGAAGUUUCCGUUGUCGGGUGAUAAACCAGUUUGGCUCCGAAUUUUCCAAAGUGGCGGAGUUGAAAGUCUUUGCAAGAUCAGAGGACUCAUGCCCCUCAGCUCCCAUUUCGAAGAACCAGACACUACCUCCUGGUUGCGUUUUAAACGGCACAAACACCACAGUCUUGGACGUGGGGGAAUGUAAACGUGUUGCAUGUGUUAAGGGAAAUGACACCUUCAAUUCUUCUUGUUCAGAUUCCCAGUAUUGCUGUGGGCCUCGCUCUUUUGAUAGCGUUCUAGCAAAGUGUGGCUCCAUCAUGUCAUUGACUCUUUCCAAAAUAAGAACCUGCGGUUGUGGAAAUUGUAUCGAUGAACAAACAGUUAUACAUGGCCUUACUGUUGGCCAGGAGGGUGAACCAGCAAAAUUUGUGGAUUUGCUCUUUAAUGGUAAACAAGUCGAAAGAACCGACUUGAAUGGAAUGUUUUCAUUUUCUGUUCCGCCAGAUACAAAACGAGCAAUAGUGACUUUUAAAGACCAAAUUUUCAAAAAAUUUCAAGAAGAAGACAAAACAUUUAUUUUAAAUGAAGGACAGAAGGCAAUGUAUAAGGUUACACUUAGAGAAAAACCACAGCCUGUCAUAUUUAACGCGUCUGAACCACUGGAUUUGCCGUUAGGAGGUGAUUCUGAUAGCUUUGCUGACCUUGAACUACCCGAAAAUACGCUAUUGACGGAGGACGGUUCUGUUUUCCAAGGAAAUGCCAAGGCUUCACUUAGUGUUACUGAUCCACGUAACCUCUCUGACAUCCUCACAGCUCCUGGAGAUUUUACCACCCUGAGUGAAGACGGUGAUGAAGAAAUCCUUGAGACAUAUGGUAUGAUUAAGCUUAAGAUGGAGGAUGAUAAAGGUAAACCCCUAGUUAUGUCAAAGCCCAUGAAAGUCUACCUAGAUCCAGAAAAACUCAACUUGACCGUGUCUGAAGGUAAUGCCUCCGCUAAACUUUACUGGCUUGACCGGAAGACAGGACGGUGGAGGGAGGCUGGUGAUUUUUCUCUCGAAGAUGGAAGCAAACGAAGACGAAAACGAACCAACAGAGUCUUUCUAGUAGGAACUGUGACACCGUCCUUAGCUCAGGAAUUUCUCAACUUUGAUCGGCCAGAAAUGAGAGUCGGCGUACGAGUAACGGUCAGUUCAGCAGAGGAUAACGUCAUCAUAACGGCCAUCCGUAAAGACAACAAGGGAUACGUUCAGCGCAUUACAAAUCAAGGUGUAGUUUGCAUGGCGAUUUGGAAAGAUAAGGACUACUACCUUCAAGCGGAAAAGGAUUCCAAGUAUUAUGAUCCUGAUCAAGAUAUCAAANAACAUUUUUGA
This is a messenger RNA of Stylophora pistillata, 2743 nucleotides long. RefSeq names its product cartilage intermediate layer protein 1. NCBI's taxonomy places the organism in Eukaryota, Metazoa, Cnidaria, Anthozoa, Scleractinia, Pocilloporidae. The record is from RefSeq and is a predicted model, not a curated record.